Molecule: messenger RNA, 3847 nt
Organism: Chelonus insularis
Lineage: Eukaryota; Metazoa; Arthropoda; Insecta; Hymenoptera; Braconidae
Product: myb-like protein X
Cellular component (GO): nucleus
Molecular function (GO): zinc ion binding
Source: RefSeq, a predicted model, not a curated record
GCAUAUACUGCCGCCAAAUUGUGUAUUUCUGAUAAUGUCUGUUAUAAUUGUUUUUCAUUGUAAUUAAUUCGAGUUUUUUAUAACAUACAAAAGUACAUUCAGUUAAAUUAAUAAAUAAUAAUUACAUUUAUUUUUAACACUUAAUCAUGCCACCACAAUAUUGUUUAAUUUGCGCUUCGGAUGAGGGUAUUCUUCUCGACAUUUUCUCGAAUAACAAUUUCCGUGAUAACAUUGAAACAUGUUUAUCUUUGAAGACAAAAAAAUCAGAUCUUCCUUCAACAAAAAUAUGUCACAAGUGUGCGUACGAGUUAGAUCAAUGUAGUAAAUUUGUAAAAAAAUAUAAAAAGACGCAAGUAGAAAAUGGUAUGCUUUACAAAAAACAUGGAUACUGCAGCUUAUGUAUGGAACCUGGUCGAAAAGGUUUAAUAUUUGACUUGAUCAACGAAAAUCCAUUAAAUAAUCCACAGGAAAAAAUUCAUCGUCUAUUUCACAUUGAUUUUGUACAAGGAAAUUUUUCAAAUUUAUCAAUCUGCUUGGAUUGUCGUUAUAAUUUGGAUGUAUUGUUUGAUUUAAAAUGCAUUUUAACUGACCAUUCUGAUCAUUUAAAAAAAGUUCUCAGCGGCGAAAUUAAAUCACCAAACAUGGAAAAAAUAAGAACUAAUGUAGUACGGCGAAAAACUACGUCAGUAAAAUCAUCACCAACUAAAUUCACAAAAGAUACUUUAUCAGAUAUGGACAGUGAUACAAGCUCAAUAUCAGAAAAUACUCCAAGAAGAUUACGAUCUAACGGCUCUAGUUCAUUUCCUUACGAACGACAAUGUGAAGAAUGUCACGCAAAAAUUCCAAUUGGUGAUGAUAUGUUUCGUUAUCAUACCUCAGGCCUCACAGUUUGUAGACAAUGUUGGUUAAAAAUGGAUCCGAGUGAUAGUAAUCAUGGAAAGAGACGCAAAAUUAGCACUGAGACAAAACUUUGUUGUGUUUUUCUUAAAGAUAUUUUUACAUCUUCUGAUAACAAACCAUCAACUAUAGAGAAAGAUGAUAAUUCUGAUUCUAUAUAUACAAUAUCUGAUGAUAGUACAAUGGAAGAAAGCAAACCGGGACCGAAAAAAUCUAAAACGAUAUCAAAAUCUAAACGAAAAAAUAAUCAAAAUGAUUGUAAACCAUUAAAAAAACCAAAAAAGGAUUUAAAUUUGAAAAAAUCUACUCGAACUAGAGCAAGCAGUGUCCAGAUUGAACAAAUAGAGAGAAAAUGUUUACGUUCUAGUCGAGCUAAAAGUGUCGAAGUAGUUCGAGUUGUUGCAAGUCGUCAAUUGCCUGAGAAAAAAAAUUCAUCUGAAACAAACAAGUCUAAGUCUCAGAAAAAAACUAAUGAAGUGUCAAAACUUAAUUCAUCAUCAGAGAAAAUAAAUAAAAAAAAUAUAUCAAAUGCUACGAAUCGUGGCCGAAAACGAACUAGAAAUAAGUCAAACUCUUCGAUUUCAAGUAUUGAAGAAAGUAGGUCAUCAAAGACAAAUAAAAAAAUGAAUAAACUAAGCCAUCGCAAAGUUGAAAGUGAUAGUGAAAAUAGUCGUCCAUAUACUUGCAAUAUUUGUCAUAAUGAUUUUGAUAAUCGAGUUGAUGGCUUAACUCAUGAGUUAACUCAUUCAAAAAGCCUUGAAGUUAUUUUAAAGAAGGUUUCAAUAACUGACAAUACUGAAAAUAAAUUAAAGAACAAUGAAACAGAACGAAAUGAUGAAAUUUCAGAUGUUAUAAAUGAUGUAAAUAAUGAAAAAGAGGUUGAUCCACUUGAUACCGAGCUAUCAGAAGAACCUUCGGCAGACAAGUCAUGCAAUAAAGAUGUUGAAAAUGAAAUUCAUAAUAAAACACAAACGGCUGACAAUAUUUCAAAAGAAUGUGAAAAUAAUAAAACUAGUAGCAGUAGUGAAAAUAUUGAAACAAUAAACGAUGAAAAAAAUGAUAAUAACCGUAAUGAAGACAAUGACGAAAAAUGUAAUAAUAAUGAUAGUAAACAAAAUAAUGGUAGUAAUAGUAUUAAAAGCAUCAGUAAAGAUGAAGAAAAAGCUGAUGAUAAUGAGAAACAUGAAGCUAAAGAAGAUCAAAAUGAACAAAAAGAUAGUCUUAUAGCUGUUGAUACUUCUAGUGACAAUGGUAAUAUAAGUCAAGAAGAUCACAAGAAAGAUAAUACAGAUAACCAUCAUUUUACGUCUACUGACAGUAAUGUAGAUGAUAGUAUAUGUGAAUUUAAAGAAAAAACAGAUAAAAAUAAUGAAAAUGUUGAUGAGAAAACAUCAGAAAAAAAUACAGAAAGUACGUCUGAUAUAUCAUAUGAUAAUAAGAAUUUAGUGGAUCCCGAUAAGUGUGAAGAGAAUGAAAAAAAAGAGGAAACUAAUAAAAUAGAAUCAGUUAUUAAUAACAUGGAUGAAAACAGCCACAUAAAAAUAAAUGAUAAUAAUGAGAACGAUGAUAGUGUAAAGGAAGGAGAGAAAAAAGAUAAGAAAGAAAAAGAACAAAGUGAAGAAGAAAGAGAACAAAGUGAGGAAAAAGAAGAAAAAAGUGAGGGAGGAAAGGCACAUAAUGAGGAAGUAAAGGAGAAAAGUAAAGAAGAAAAGGAAAUAAGUGAGGGAGAAAAGAAAAAUGGACAACUUGAAGAUAUUAAAGAAUCAUCACAAUGUUUUGCAUAUGAGACAAUUAAUGAUUCUUUAGCAAAUAAUAAAGAUGAGACUUCACUCAAUGAUGAAAAUGUUGAUGAUGAAAAUGAAAAUGAAGAACAGUUAGCUGACAAAACGGUAAAAAAUGAUAAAAAUUGCAGCAAUGAAACUUUGAAAAAAAAUAUAUCCGAUAAUGAAGACGAAGGAGCAUUAAUAGAACAAGAAAUGGAAAAAAUAAGAACUCACAUCAAUGAUUCAAAACAAAUCGAGCAAGCAGAUCUUGAAAAUAUUGAGAAUAGUGUGGAAUUAAAGAUAAUAAGUAAUGAUGAUAAAUCUUUAAGUGAAUUAAAUGUAACGAAUAGUGAAAAUGGUGAAGAACCAUAAAUAUCAUUAGUAAUUUUAUAUAUUAAUUUUGUCAUUGAAAACUUUUAAAUCACACGUCAUGAUAUAACAUAUGAGCAGACAAGUUUUUAUAUCAUUAAAAAUUACUAUUGUUGAAUGGAUUCUUUAUUUAUUGUUAAUAAUUUUAAAUAAUAUCAUAAAGUACUGUUUAUACAAUUGUACUCGAUAAAAAAACGUGAUUUAAAUUAUUUUGUUUUAUUCUUAAACCGGGCGGUAAUAAAAUUUUUAAAAAAUUAUAAAUAACUUGAUUUGAAUUUGAUUUUUUUUCAUGUCGAUGAAAUAUUCGAAUGUAUUGUUUUCCGUUGAAUGCAAUUAAUUCAUUUUAAAGUGUAAAUAAAUACGUGAAGAAUCUAAUUACGAAAUUUAAAAAUCGUAGCAAAAGUAAAAAUGAAUAAGUUUAUGAUAGAUCGACUAUGAUUCCAAAAAAUUUUAAUUCCAAUGUCUUAUUGCGUUAAAACUUUACAGUAAAUAGAGAAUUGAUUUGUUUGAAAUUGGUCGAAAUCAAACAAAGUAAUUUUCUUUCCAACAAUAAAUUGCACGAUAAAUGAGAAUGAAUUCAUAACAGUUUAUAAUGAUUAUUAUAUUAUUACGUAAUACUAUACUCGAUAGUAUAAUUUAGAACAUUUAAAUAAUAUUGCAUAAUAUUUUCUUAAGGAGUGGACACAUAUGUGAGUGAAUUGAAUUUGCGUGUGAAGCACUUAUUUCCAAAAUCUUUAUAUGUACAUAAAUUGUAUUUAACUAUAUAUAAGAAAUAUAAAUAUUAAUAAUUAAUGAAUAAUGAUUAAAUUUAAAAAAUA